Molecule: messenger RNA, 950 nt
Organism: Sitophilus oryzae (rice weevil)
Lineage: Eukaryota; Metazoa; Arthropoda; Insecta; Coleoptera; Curculionidae
Gene: SrpRbeta
Product: signal recognition particle receptor subunit beta
Exons: 4
Coding region: 99-809 (236 amino acids)
Biological process (GO): intracellular protein transport; Golgi to plasma membrane protein transport; protein localization to organelle
Cellular component (GO): Golgi apparatus
Molecular function (GO): GTP binding
Source: RefSeq, a predicted model, not a curated record
ACUGUCAAACACGUUGUCAAAUUUAUGGCCAAUGUUUACCAUAUUUAAAAAAAAGGAAAUUUAAUUUUUCAAAUACCAAGUAUCCAAAAAUAUAAGACAUGAGUUCCGAAGAAUCAUUUUCUCCCAUUUUAAUUGCUCUACUCCUUAUAUUCGUCACAAUAAUAAUAUUUUUUCUUAAGCGAAUCCUAAAGAGUGGAAAACGUAACGUACUUCUUACCGGCUUGAAUGAAAGUGGAAAAACGUUGAUUUACUCACAGUUGUUGCAUAACAAACAUGUAACUACUUUUACAUCAAUUCAGGAGAAUAUUGACGAAUACCAUGUGGAAGGAAAAUCAGUUACAAUUAUCGAUUUACCAGGAUUUCACAGCAUCAGACAACAAUUUUUCGAAAAACAUAAGGAGAGUACUAAAGGCAUAAUUUAUGUAAUUGAUUCAGUUACUCUCCCAAAAAAUAUAAGGGAUGUAGCUAACGUUCUGUAUAACAUUUUAACUGAUCCUGUUGUGAUGAAAGCUAAACCAGAACUAAUGAUUCUUUGCAACAAACAAGAUCAGACUUUAGCAAAAGGUUCAAGUGUUAUAAAAUCAAUGUUGGAGAAAGAAUUGAAUACCUUAAGGAACACCCAGUUAAAUCAACUGGAACAGUUGGAUUCAAAGGAUAAUGCGAGAUACAAAUUAGGGGAUGUGUCGAAGGAUUUUAGUUUUUCAAAUUUAUAUUGCAAAGUGGAGUUUGCUGAAUCUUUUGCUUUUAAUAAAAAUGGAAGUGUAGACUUACAAGCUUUAAAGGUGUGGUUAGGAAGAUUGGUUAAUUAAAUAAAAUAAAAAUAUUUACAAUUAGGUAAUGGAUGAUUUUAUAAUAAAACAUUCAUUUUUUAAUAAAUUUUGUUAUUUUUUUGUAAUAAUUUAUUUUUUUGUAUUGUUACAUUUAUAUAUACAAAUAUAACAUAAAACAAA